This is a messenger RNA of Nymphaea colorata (pocket water lily), 2083 nucleotides long. RefSeq lists its product as uncharacterized. The record is from RefSeq and is a predicted model, not a curated record. Lineage: Eukaryota; Viridiplantae; Streptophyta; Magnoliopsida; Nymphaeales; Nymphaeaceae. Gene Ontology annotation, molecular function: zinc ion binding; nucleic acid binding. Bases 54 to 896 code for a protein of 280 amino acids. The transcript is spliced from 2 exons.
AUAAGGCAAAACAGUGGAUUGAGGAAGUUGAACGCAUCUUUGUGCUUCUGAAGAUGCCUGAGGAAGACAAAGUGAACUAUGGCACUUACCUGCUGAAAGGUGAUGCCAUGGAUUGGUGGAAAUCAACUCUUGAGAUCCGGUAUGCAGGCCAACCGUCAAUUUCUUGGAAGCAGUUUAGAGAUUCCUUCCUCAACACCUACUACCCAGUGCAUGCUAGAGACAAGAACAUGCAAGAGUUUCUUGAUCUACAGCAAAAUCAAAUGAGCUUGGAGGAAUAUAUUACAAGAUAUCGACACUUGGAGGCGUAUUGCCCACACUUCUACACCACAAACGGAGCUAGAGCAGGUAAGUUUGUGCGUGGUCUGCGGGAGGGACUGCGAACCAAAGUUUUGACGAGCAGACCUCGUGACUUGGACGAGGCGGUCACUAUGGCAAGAUGUAUAGAAGAAGACUGGGCGAGGACACAGAAGGAUCACCAGAAGAAAGCAAGCCAGCAUUCACAAGGUGGACGAACCCAGGUGAAGCGCCACCACUUUGCAGGCAGGACAAGGCCUUAUGAGAGGCGGGAUGAUCGAACUUUCAGACGGAACCAGCCAACCCGUAGUGAGGCCACCCAGGGGUCAGUGGCUACUCCGACUUCUCAGAGGUGCCCUACUUGUUCGCGUGUGCACCCUGGAAAGCCGUGCUAUCGAGAGAUCGGAGCUUGCUUACACUGUGGAAGGAUGGGGCACUUUAUCAAGGAUUGUCCCUUAAGGAAAGAAAGAGAGUUGAAGAAGCCAGAGGCCGGUCCUUCUAGCGCACGACAGACGACUGGACGUGUCUAUGCUACUACCGUGGAGGAGCUUCAGGCACACGACCUUGUUGAAGGUUUUGGUGUACCCGGGGCAGCAGGCUGAGCAGAUGGCUACACUCACGUCCUACUGGGGAGGUUUUGGGUUUUGUUUUGUUCUUGUAGUGCCGGCGCGUCGGGUUUUUGGUUUUUACUGAUGCCUUGUUUUGAUGAGGCAUCGAUGUUGUGAUUUUGGGGCAUUUUUGUCAAAUGUACAAUUGAAUUGAAAUGCUAUAUAAUGGAAAGCUUGCCCCAUUGUUUUGAAUUGCUUGGCUCAUUCCUUUUUGAACUAUUGUGUAGUCACACCUCGAUGUUGGAUGUUAGAAAAAAAAAAUGUUUGAGUGUCAAAAAGGUCGGGGUGUGACAGACUACAUUUAUCUGAUGUCGUUAUCCAUGAUGUGUGAAAAUUAAUGUGUGGUACAGCUGCGUUAGGUACAUAAAUAGACAAGUUGUUGGUUGGUUAAGACUGGUUUUGCUUGUUUCCUGCUGAGAUCGUGAGGAGGAGCUCGAGACAGCCCUGUUCUGAAACAGCCUGUGACAGGCGACAGUCCAGCUCCUUGCCUUGACAACGAGUGGACCUUAGGUUGGGCAUUUGCCCCCCAUCUUUUGGCCGUCUGUAGAUAAUCAUCCCAGCAAGCUUCAGUCCAAAAUUCAGCUCGAUCCAAGCUCUGGAUGAAUUUUGGCGGAUUUUAGAAGAUUCAGCCCUGUUCUGCCUUGAAACUGCCUGCGACCAGUCUCAAUCCAACGCCUUCCUGCAUCAACGACUGGACCUUAGGGUGGUCUGUUAGCAGUUUUUUUUUUCAGAUUGCUGUUUUUUUGUUGGCUGUGGGUUGCUGUCAACAGUUGGACAGCGGUUUGCUUGCUCUUGUGCAUCUAACGUGGCUGUGUGGGAAGUUUGGUCUUGCUGAUCAGUCUCUUUUUCAAUAUAUAUAUAUAUAUAUAAUUUCUCUUGCCUGUGGUGGUUGAUCCCUUGUGGAUAGAUUUGCAAUGGCUGAAAAUCUCAGGACUGAUUUUUCUCAUGAGGUUAAACGUGGAGGAAACUCAUUCUCUUAUGGUUCUACGAUAAAGUUAGAUGGAUCUAACUAUGAGAUUUGGUCUCGUGUGUUUAUGAUGUCAGUGAUUGGACAUGAGAAUGAGCAUGUUAUAGAAGAAAAUGAGCCUGUCGAAAAGAGUGAAAAUAUGCUUUAUGGAAGGGAGAUAAUAAUAUUGUCAUGUCAUGGAUCAUGAAUAGUGUGCAACCACAAAUCGCAUCAA